This is a messenger RNA of Anguilla rostrata (American eel), 3994 nucleotides long. RefSeq names its product cardiotrophin-like cytokine factor 1 (gene clcf1). The transcript is spliced from 3 exons. The record is from RefSeq and is a predicted model, not a curated record. The coding region runs from base 628 to 2145 and encodes 505 amino acids. Gene Ontology annotation, molecular function: cytokine activity. Gene Ontology annotation, biological process: cell surface receptor signaling pathway; positive regulation of tyrosine phosphorylation of STAT protein. Lineage: Eukaryota; Metazoa; Chordata; Actinopteri; Anguilliformes; Anguillidae. Gene Ontology annotation, cellular component: extracellular region.
GACUGAUUGUUAAGAGCCGGGGUUAGGAUUGGCUCAGUAAAGUUUAGUUCCUCUACUUUUUAGAUGCGUCAAUUGUCUGAUUCACCGAAAGAAGUGUGGGAGAGAAGGAGGGGUACGAGGGAGACAAAACUUUCUCUCUUUCUGCCCCUGUAUAUAAACCGCACCGCCGUCACUCACUCAGUCUUACCCGCAUACCCAUCAAGUCAGCGUCGUCAACGUCACCUAUUCCGGCUUCCAAACGCGCUACUCAAGGCUUGGAAAACCAACUAUCACCGCUGGAUACCCAUAAUCAAUCUUUGUCGAUAUUUAUUGAUAUUAGUCAGAUAUCAAUACAUUUUGUGACAGAUUUUUGAAUUGUCUGGAGCCUGUGAUAGAAGAAGCUGUAUCAACUUUUCCACAAAAAAAGUUUGUUUCUUUUGAGCUGAGCCACUCGUGAACCUCGAAAGUAGGCUAUAGCCUACCUAUAACCAAAGUUUCAGAAAGUAAGUUAAAAAUAAGGAAACGCAUCGAGUCACUAUUCUGAAUGGGUUAUGUACAAUAUUAUUCACAAAAGAAAAGGUGAUUUUUUCCCCCUGUCGACCGUUUAAAGGAAAAUUUUUUUUUUUUUAAAAGCAGUCGAAACUGGAAAUGCGACACACAAAAGUGCAUCAUCUCCAGGUGGCUCUACUAUUGGCAGCAGUGGUGGUCUCUGCCCAGGUGUCUGAUCCUGCACUUAGCUUGUCCAAUGAGAGAUCUUCGAUUGAGAGGACUUAUGAGCUCACCAAAUACCUCGAGCAUCAACUCAGAGAAAUUAAGGACACUUAUCUGUCCUAUCUGGGCCCCCCCUUCAGUGACCCAGACUUCUCCCCGCCACGGCCCAACACCACAGCGCUGUCCCUGCCCAGCGCAGCCACACGGCUAGACCUUUGGCGGGGUCUGGAGAACCGAGCGCGGUUAGCACAGAACCACCGGGCAUACAGCGUGCUCUUGGGGGCAGUGCGGGAACUGGCCAGGGCCACACUGUGCCCCUACCUCCAGAGCUCACUGCUGCACUUCUCUGCUGGCCUGGAUGGCCUGCUGGGCUCCAUCUCCGGCCUCAUGACCACGCUGGGGUAUUCCCUCCCCCCGCAGUAUUUCAGCUUGCCCACUGGGGGCACUGUUCAGCCUGAAGCAGGGACUGUGGGGGGGGGUACCAGGAGAGAAAGGGAGGGGGAUAGGGCCAGGGAGGAGAGGGAGAGAGAGGGGGACUCCCGUAGGGAGCUUGCCAAAGAAGGGGCAUCUACUUUUAAUCCCAGCCAAAGCAGAGAAGAGAGAGGGAGGAGAGGAAGGCAGCAGAGGUGGGAGGGGCAGGCAAACCCCAUGGAGGGGGGAAACAGAGAGAGUGAGGAGGGAGAGGAUGGAGAGAUGGAGGGAUGGGGGGGCAAGAGAAGGCUGUUGAGUCUGAGGGAGGAGGUAGAGACAAACAGCAGGAGAAGCUUGGCUGAAUUUGGUGAAGGUUACCUGGGAUCGCGCUUCCACCUGUAUGACUCUGGCCGGCAUAGUCUAUCACAAACGCCCCAGGCAGGGCCUCAGGGGGCAGAGCUACAGGUCUCGGAGCCAAUCAGAGUCAACCUGACGCAGCUGCUCAUGGAUGAGAUACUGCCGAGUUUCUAUGGCAACAGCAACAACAAAGGCAACAACAAUGUUGCCAAUGGCAACCAUCUUCUGAGUAGGGAAAAUACCCAUGAGGAUGAGCUACGCCUGGGAUGGGAGAGCCACGCCCAGGACAUGCUGGAGCUCAUCGGAGAGAAGGAGGGAGACAGAGGAAGAGAUCAUUUUCCCGCCUUCACAUCUCCCCCAUCCCUCCAUCCCCGCCAUUCCCGCUCACUGCCUUCCUCUCUCUACACCUCCACCCUUCAUCCUCCUCUCUCUCCCCUCUCUCUCUUCUACCAGUUCAGUGCCAGGGAGGGACAUACUCUCCUGUCUGACCUGGCCCCCGGGGUUCACGCUGUUCCCCCCCCUGCCCCCCUGCUCUCCUCCCUCUCCAGCACCUCCCUGCUCCACCCACCCUCCCUCAAUGACUUCUCCCGAAAGGUAGAGAGCUUCUGGGUUCUAAGAGAGCUGCAGAGCUGGCUUUGGAGGUCGGCCAAGGACUUCAACCGCUUGAAAAAGAAGCUGAGAGCUUGAGAAAACCGCUAAUGUGCUAAUGCUCACUGCACUGAAGGAGGAAUUGGAGGAAGGGGUAAGGCAGGGAAGGGUGGAUAGAGACAGAUGGAGAGAUGGUGGGAAAAUGAAUUAUGUGCAGAGUAAGCAACUUCUGGAGACAUCAGUACAUUAACACUGCACUGAGAAAUAGAAAGAGGUUUAAUAUAGUAUAUACACAUUAACUCCACACUAUAAUACAUUAACACUGCACUGAGAGAGAGGGUUAAUACAGUAGAUACACACUGACUGCAAACUACAGUAUAUUAAUAUUAUUGCAUUGGGAGAGAGUGGUUUUAUAGAGAGAGAGUGGGGACACUACUAUAAGCUACACCUGCACUGAAGGUCGGGGAAGGGGGCCUAAAUUUUAAAAUGGUACAGUGUAGAUAAUCCUAGGCAGAACAGUGUGUGUGUGUGUGUGUGUGUGUGUAGAGACACAGAACAGGGGACAGGGUUGUUGAAUCGUAGGAGGAAACUGCAUAACUGGACUUUCCAGUUAAUUUAACUGGGUACUGAAUACGAGAGCAGACAGACAGAAACUCAGAGAGAGAGAGAGAGAGAGAGCUUAAAUAAUGCACAGACACUGACUCAGCCAUUUGGACAUGGGAAAGAGGGGAGAGACAGUGAGGUGACAGACUGGGGGAGAGGUUAUCCCCACUUUUUUCUUUCUCACUUCCCCCCACAUCUCUUCCCAUCCUCUCCUCCAUUGACUUAAAAAGUGUUCUUUAGAAAAUGUUAUCUUUUUUUCAUGUUCUCUCACUUACUUUUAAAAAAUCCUUUUUUCUCUGUUCUGUAAUGCCUAGCAUAGCACCCUGUUUGUCGUGUCCUACAGUAACAUUCUGCUUAGAAGUUGUUCCCAACAUAUCUCAGCAUGCCAAUUUAAUAGUUUGGUCAUCAAACAGACCUGGGUCAUAUAUAUAAUUUUAACUCUUUAGAUGCCUGUAAAAUUUGAUGCAGAUGCCUAAGAAUUUUCAAGCAGCUGUUGUUGUAAAUCAAAUUUCUUCUGAAUAUUGGUUAAAAAAAAUAUAUUCCUUUUAAAAUUGCUAGUAACCAGUAUAAAAUUUUAUUGGUGUCUAAAAGUUCCAAGUAUUUGAGAUUAAGUAUUUGUCACAAGCCUGAUAGUCAAUCGUCAACAGACUGUCAAGUUACUUGUGUUGUAAAGUUACUUGCAGUUUUGCAUUCCCAUGGUAAAAAUUUUUUCAAGAGACUAACUCUUCUGCUUUGGGGGCUCUCCUGUUGGACAGAGGUAAAUAAUUUUGUGCCAUCACUGUAAUUUAUCAUGGCUUGUUCUUUCAUAAUUUAUUGCCUCAUUUAAUCUAAGGUCAUUGCACUAUGUCUAUGAUAAGGCAGGUGUUUUUCUUUUCUUUUUUAACACAGUACCGAGAGUUUGGCAGUGAUUGAAAUGAAAGAAAGAUUUUGUGUAAAAAAUAACAUAACACUUUCUUAAAUUAGUUACGCAAUUUCUGAAAUUCAAGUUCAGUCCACAGUGCAGUUGGACUGAAUAAACAUUUGUGACUGAAUAGUUAUCAAGGUGACUGUGCCAAAAAACAUAGUAAUCAUUGGGGGAAUAAAACAAACUCAUUACAUUAUGUUUUUAUAGCUAAACCAGUGUACAAGUAUGCACAGUAGGGUUGUGAAUCGCAUAUUUUUCUGUGGAAGUGCUUUGUGUGUGUGUGUGUGUGUGUCUUCAUGGUGCAUUUUUAUCAUAAAUAUGGAUUUUAUCUGUAAUAUUUAUUGAAUAUUAUUAUUUAUUGAUCUAUAUGAGGUCUAUACUGCCAUCCAAGCAAUUAAAUGUUUCUAGCUAAAAUAAAUUAAACAUUUGUUUUUGUUUGUU